AUGGCUUUCAGGGCACCGUUGAGCACCCUUUCGAGGGCGACUCGGCUUGUCAACGCCCAAAGGUCAUGGAAAUGUUCAAAUUGCAGGCAUGGAUUGUCCGUUCCUGCCCGACGCGGUUUCGCAACGACUCCGGGGAAAUUCAAGAAGCCGUACUAUGUGACCACCCCGAUUUUCUACGUCAAUGCCGCUCCUCAUGUCGGCCACUUAUACACGAUGGUCAUCGCCGACAUCUUGAAACGAUGGCAGGUCCUACUCGGAAACAAGGACGCUCAGCUGUUGACCGGAACCGACGAGCACGGAAUGAAGAUUCAGCAAGCUGCCCUCGAGGCUGGAAUGGAUACCCAGGCCUUUUGCGACAUGAACUGCCGAACCUUCGAGGCACCCAAGGCUGCAAACAUCAGCAAUGAUCACUUUAUCCGAACAACAGAUCCGGCGCAUCGAGAGGCCGUCCAAUAUUUCUGGGAAAUGCUGAACCACCGAGGCUAUAUCUACACUUCGAAGCACGAGGGGUGGUAUUCAGUUAGCGACGAGACCUUCUACCCGCAAUCCGGGGUGCAAAACUCCCUUGAUCCAUCGACCGGCAGGAAACGAAUGGUAUCGAUUGAAACGGGUAAAGAGGUUGAGUGGUCUUCAGAGACCAAUUACCAUUUCCGCCUGUCCGCAUUCAAGGAUCGCCUUCUGGAGCUAUACAGUCGUCCGAACUCCUUUAUUACGCCUUCGAAGUACGCGACAAACGUCAUCAAGUCGGUUGAAUCCGGCUUGCAAGAUCUGUCCAUCUCUAGACCUGCCGAACGUUUGACAUGGGGCAUUCCGGUCCCCGGCGAUGACACGCAGACCAUCUACGUCUGGCUGGAUGCGCUCGUCAAUUAUCUGACCAGAGCAGGAUAUCCUUUCCCUCCGGGGCAAGGGGACGCAUCAAUGUGGCCUGCAGAUGUUCAGGUAGUCGGAAAGGAUAUUGUUCGUUUCCACUGCGUCUAUUGGCCGGCCUUCCUGAUGGCUCUAGACCUUCCUGUCCCUCGGAAUGUGCUUGUGCACGGGCACUGGACCAUGAACCGCGAGAAGAUGUCCAAGUCGACGGGGAACGUGGUGAAUCCGUUUUUCGCCAUUGACCGGUUCGGUGUUGACGGCAUGCGCUUCUUCUUGGCUUACCAGGGUGGUCUCGCGGAUGACGCAGACUAUGACAAUGCCUUUAUUAUCCGCGAUUACAAGAAAUGGCUCCAGGGAGGCAUUGGAAACCUCGCUCAUCGCACAAUUGGGUGUGCCAAGGGCCAGUUGGGGUCAUAUAUCCAGGAUGCCACCUCUGAUAAGCUCGGAGCCACAACGGCAGCCGAUAGAGAGCACCAGGCCUUGCUGGUCCUAGCACCGAUGAAGGUCGCCGACCAUAUGACCGGACUCAAUCCGCGGGCCGCUUUGCAGGAAAUCAUGAGCAUAAUCGAGAAAACCAACAAAUACUUCCAUGCGGCGGAGCCGUGGAAAACCCCCAAUCCGGAAUGGGUCUUGUUUAACGUGGCUGAAUCAUUGCGCAUUGCCGCCAUCUUGCUCCAGCCGUUCAUGCCCGGCAAGUCACAAGAGCUUCUGGAACUUCUUCGCGUAGAUACAUCCGAUCCGACCAAGCGGGCAUUCUCGGCCGCGGUCUACGGCUCAGAUAUGGACUACGGGCAGGGCGUCAGGAAAGGAAUGCUUUUCCCUCCUCUGCUCACGGAGGAAUAA
Penicillium cinerascens is the source of this 1710-nucleotide messenger RNA. RefSeq names its product methionine--tRNA ligase MSM1. The coding region runs from base 1 to 1710 and encodes 569 amino acids. Gene Ontology annotation, molecular function: ATP binding; methionine-tRNA ligase activity. Lineage: Eukaryota; Fungi; Ascomycota; Eurotiomycetes; Eurotiales; Aspergillaceae. The transcript has 8 exons. Gene Ontology annotation, biological process: methionyl-tRNA aminoacylation. The record is from RefSeq and is a predicted model, not a curated record.